AUGGCGGGCCACCAACAUGCGGCGAGCCACACGGAGGGCGGCCUCCUGCGGGGCAAGCCCCCCUCCCGCCACAUGGCCAGGCAGCAUUCGGCAACGGGGAUCGCAGAUCUGCGGCGCGGGGGCUCGGGCAUGCCGCACGUGCGCACGGCGCCGGAGCUGAGGGCGCUGGCGCUGGCGGUCAAGGACGAGAGCAGCCAGGAGACGCUGAGCGCGCCGCUUACGCGGCUGGCGCAGAGCCCGUUCGAAGGGUGCGCCGAGGAGGAGAGCUGGCAUCCAUCCCAGGGAUGGCGGUGGAUGUCGCACCACCUGUCGAUGGACGCGCUGUGGGCGAAGAUCAGGGAGGAGGCGGAGGCGGACGCCGAAGCUGAACCGACGCUUGCGAGCACCCUGCACAGCACGGUGCUAGUGCACCAGAGCUUCGAGAAGACGAUGGCAUUCAUUCUUGCAAACAAGCUGGCAUCAUCGACUCUGCUGGGAACGCACCUGAUGCGUCUGUGCCAGGAUGCUUAUGCGGACGACCCGGCCAUAAUUGACGCCUGCAAUGCAGACUUGCAGGCUGUGAUAGAUCGCGAUCCUGCUUGUGACAAGUACACACAGUGCAUACUGUACUUCAAGGGCUUUCAAGCAGUGCAGAGCUACCGAAUUUCGCAUUGGUUAUGGAAAAAGGGCCGAAAGGCUCUUGCUCUGGCCCUCCAAAGCCGCGUGUCUGAAGUCUUCCAUGUGGACAUUCACCCUGCUGUCGUGGUCGGGAGAGGGAUCCUAAUGGACCAUGCCACGGGAAUUGUCAUGGGAGAAACCGCGGUUGUUGGAGACAAUGUCAGUAUGCUGCACCAUGUCACUUUGGGGGGCAGCGGAACUGGAAAGGGGAUUCGGCAUCCCAACAUAGGGCAUGGAGUGUUGCUUGGGGCUGGUGCCACAGUGCUGGGCCCCAUCCACGUUGGAAAUGGGACAAAGGUCGGGGCCGGUACUGUUGUGGUGUCUAGCCUCCCGUCGCACUCUGUGGCUGUGGGUGUUCCUGCAAAGAUCAUCAAGACAGAUGAAAAGGCCGAGCCGUGCCAAAGCAUGGACCAGUGCAGUGGAUUCAUCCACAACUAUGAGAUCUAG
This is a messenger RNA of Ostreobium quekettii, 1104 nucleotides long. Lineage: Eukaryota; Viridiplantae; Chlorophyta; Ulvophyceae; Bryopsidales; Ostreobiaceae. The record is from the annotation of a GenBank genome assembly.